Gordionus sp. m RMFG-2023 is the source of this 1508-nucleotide messenger RNA. RefSeq names its product zinc finger MYM-type protein 1-like. The record is from RefSeq and is a predicted model, not a curated record. Bases 66 to 1235 code for a protein of 389 amino acids. Lineage: Eukaryota; Metazoa; Nematomorpha; Gordioida; Chordodea; Parachordodidae. The transcript has 5 exons.
CAAAUAAGCUUGAUAUAAUCAUGGAAAAUCCCUUUUAGGGUUCUAAUUCGAAUGAAGGUAAUUUUAUGUGUCUCAUAAAAUUAAUGGCAAAAACGGUUCCAACUUUACGUGCAUACAUGGAUAACAACGAAAAAUUGCGGAGAAAAAAAUCAGAUAAAAUUUCGAGACCUUAUAUAAAUUUACUGUCAUAUGGCCACGUGAAAAAAAUAACUGAAAUUAUUAAGAUAAAAAUAACAAAAAGCAUUAUUCAAACAAUUAAAGAGAAUCGUGCCUAUAGCAUCAUAUUAGAUGGAACAUAUGAUGUGUCUAAAAAAGAAUGCAUAGCUUUGCUUGUACGGUAUAUAGAAGAUGAUCUGCAUCCAUAUCCUGUAGAAAGGAUCAUACAUGUUUUUACAACAUCAGAAACCACUGGGGAAAAUAUAAAGAAACAUAUUUUUUCUAAGUUUAAUGAUCUUGGUCUUCCUCUUGAUUAUUUGGUUGGACAAAGUAUGGAUGGUGCAGGGAAUAUGAGAGGAGUAUACAAAGGAAUGCAGGCUUUAAUAUUGAAAGAGGCUCCAAAAGCCAUCUAUAUUUGGUGCCAUGCACAUCGGCUAAAUUUAGUAGUUGCUCAUGUUUGUGGAUGCAAAAUUGAAAUGAAAAAGGCAAUGGGAAUAUUAGAUGAGUUAUAUAAUUUUAUGAAUGGAGUUAGACGUCAAGGUGUGUUUGUUAAAUAUCAAAUGAGAAAGUCCAAGAAAUCUCUUAAAAGAAUUAAAAACACAACAAGAAAUUGGUCAUCAUCCUACAAAUCUGUAGAAAUCUUUUUAGAUGUUUAUGAACAUAUUUUAGCAUCAUUAGUUGAAUUAAAAGAUUCUAAUGACCCAAGCACCUCUUCCAUUGCCGAUGGGUUAUUAUCAAGAAUUAAAGAUGAAAAUUUUAUAUUAAGUCUUUUUAUUUUGAAAGAAAUAUUGAAAUGUACACAUGAGGCUUGUAUUGAAAUGCAGGCAGUUGGUAAUGAUUUGGCUUUGGUAACCAAAUUAAUACAACAUACAAAAAAUAAAUUACAAAAACUAAAAGCUAAUGGAGACAAUAUAUUUUUAAAAUUACAUUCCUUAUCUAAUAGUUUUUUGAAAAAGAAUAAUGUAAUAACUGAUUUGUAUAAUAUGAAAUCAAUAUUCAAAUUGGAUCAAACAGAAUUCAAUAAUUAUGUUGAACAAAAAAAAACAAAUAUAGAACGGAAAUAUUUUUCCCUGUUCUAAAUGCAAUAAUUAAUCACCUAAAUGAUCGAUUUAAUUAUGAUUGUUUAAAUUUUUUAUCACAGAUAUCCAUUUUUACUCCCGCUGGAAUUAUGGAUAAUGAAAAAAUAGAAGGAUGGCAAAUAUCCGAAAUUUGUAAUACUUAUCAAUUGGAUGUCCAAAACAUUGUUGAUGAAUAUAAUGAUUUUCGCUCUUUAUAUUUGGAGUCUCAAUCAAUCAUUUUUUGCGAAGAUCUUUUAAAAGUUAAAAAGAAUGACGCGUUAUAUAUUGAUGAAA